UUAGGACAACAGCCUUGAUCACUCCAACUUUGGAAGUGACCUCUUGAAUCUGCAGCCCUUUCAUCUUGGGAUCCCAGAGCACUUGGGGAUGGACUAUUUCCUGGUAGGGGGCAGGGGAGGGGCCCAGACCCUUUCACACACCAGCCAGCCACUCCAAUUGGUUCACUCCAGAUUUGAAACCAGUUCCAGUCUGAAUGUGGGACAUCCAGCUGAGAAAGUGGAGCCCCCUCCACUUCCUGCUCCAGGAUUUAAAUGUCCAGCAAGCAGUCUUGCAAGGAGAGACCAAAGAAGAGCAGGCCACUGUUUAGGACUAGCACCAACAAUUAAAAGGAUGAUCCAGCGACACCAGCUAGUGCAGUGUGUGCUUCAGGAGUUACAGGAUGCUACUGAAUGCUUUGGGCUAGAUGGACUAACCAGUGCGGCCUUGGAGGCUGAGAGAACCUUGUCCUCUUUCUCCUUACCUAACUACUGUGGAAGACAGGUUGAGCAAGAGCUAGAAAUUGACCGGGUUGCUAAAAGUCUGUAUCCAGAAGAUGCCCCUCGCCGUAUGUUGCCUUUGAUUUGCAAAGGUGAAGGGAAUCACCUGUUUGAGGCUGCCAGCAUGCUUUUGUGGGGAAAUACCAGUCUAAGUUUGGAGUUGCAAGUACGCACAGCAGUGGAAAUGUUACUUCACAAGCAAUACUACUUAAAAGGCAUGAUUGACUCUAAAGUGAUGCUCCAGGCUGCUCGCUAUUCGCUUUGCACUGAGGAAUCACCUGAGAUGACUAACUUACCCUUGGCUGUCCUGGAGGCUAUUUUUGAUGCUGACAUCAAAGCCACCUGCUUCCCUGGGACCUAUGCUAAUAUGUGGCAUGUCUAUGCCCUCGCUUCUGUGGUGAAGUGUAACAUCUAUUCCAUCUACCCAAUGAGCAAUCUCAAGAUUCGACCAUACUUCAACCGAUUGAUCCGACCCAGAACAUGUAGCAUGCAAGUCUCCACACUUCACAUCAUGUGGUCAGGGCAACAGCUCUCCAGUCAGGUUUUCAAGGCUCAGUGUUUCGUGCCUAUUGUGGGGCUGGAAGAAAUAGAAGAACUGGAGCCUAACAAUCCUCCUCCUGAACCUCAAGUGCAGCCAGUGAAGACGCUGGAGUUGUUAAACAAGGAUCCUCAGGUGACUUAUUCUGACCUACGUGAAAGAUACAGCAUUACCAAAAGUACUUUCUAUCGGUGGAAGCGCCAGUCCCGAGAGCACAGACAGAAAGCAGCUGCCAGGUUUGCAGCCAAACACUUCUUGCAAUCCUGCUUUCAGGAGGGAAAUAUAGUCCCACUUCAGCAUUUCCGGAAAAUGUUUCCAGAAAUCUCUCGCUCCACUUACUAUGCCUGGAAGCAUGAAAUGCAAAGCAUGCUGAAUGGUAAUGCUUCUUCUCCUGCUGAAGGUGUAGUGUCAAAGGAUCCCCAGGUGUACAAACCAGAGAAGGUCUGUGCUGGCACAGAUGGCAAUAUUACAAAACCUGGUGGAAGCCUGGUAUCUGUAGGCCCUCUCCUGAAUCAAAAUGGGACCUCCAUGCAAGGAGCCAAGUCUUACUUAGAAAAUUCAAUUUCCAUGAAUACUCUUGUACCCUACAGGAGCUUCAAGCGGAGUUUUCCGGGCAUCUCCAGAUCUACCUACUAUAACUGGAGGAGAAAAGCCAUGAAGAACCCAAAUAUCAAGCCUCCUCAACCUCUUUGUGUUAGUCAGAUACCUCUUAUGAAAAAGAAGCCACACCUGCCACUUAAACCAGGAAAUUCUCCUGUUGGGAAGAUGGUUAAUGGAUAUCACCCAGAGCCUGAAAUUCAAGUUCAAAUCAAGCCAUCUCUGUACAGCUGGCAAAAGCAACUUCGUGACUUAGCCAAAAAACAUGUCUGCCAAUGGAAAAUGCCCUUCUGCAAGUUCCGCCUUCGCCAUCCAGGUGUCUCUUCUACAGCCUAUUGGUUCUGGAGAAAGAAAAUCAGCAGCCCGACCAAAAAGCAUUCCCUUUUACCAAAUGGGGCCUCCAAAAACUUUGAACAGGCUACUGCUGAGACCCGUGAGAAGACACAGUUUGAAUUCCAUUCACCACAGCAAAAGGAAACUGUACCAGCUCCAGUGGAUAAGCAAAUGGCUCAACCCCAUAGUGCGAUGAAACCAGGUUAUCAAAUGGCGCAGCAAGUCAGCAAUGAUGACAUGUUUGUGAUGGAUGUGAUUGCCACAGCUCAGUUCAAGGCCCAGGCCAAGCUGUUUCUCCAGCAACGCUUUGAGUCAAAAACCUUCCCAACUUACAAGGAGUUCAGAGCCCGCUUCCCCCUAACGGCACGCUCUACUUACUAUAUGUGGAAACGUGCACUGCAUGAUGGAUUGACUCUCGUGGAUUCCUAGAGGCCCAGAAAGUGCUGUCAUCUUACCACUAUGAUAUGCAACCUCUGCAAGCAUUUUUUAGUUUUGUUGUAUUUCUUUCCUUGUUUCUAAACUUGGACUCUGACUGUGCAAAGCCUCAGCCAUUAGAUGUGUGAAAAAAGGUGGAAAGGACUUUAAGCAAAAGACAUUGUUUUUGUACUGGGCCACAUUUAGUUUCCCCACUUUUUCUUUUUCUUUUUUUUUAGUGAAUAGGCCAGUAAACUAUUGGUGGUGGUAAAGCAAAAGAGAAACUCUUACGUUUCUCUGGGGUUCACUACAUUUCUUUGACUUUGAAAUAUGUCAUUAUUUUUCAUAUGUAAUUGUGAUCCAUGGUCCUUUGGGUUUUAGGUCCAUAUGUUUACCCUGUUCUCUAGAUAAAUUGCUGGCUUCACCAGUUCCGCUGCACAUAAUGUGUGUUACAGUGUUGCUAUCCAAUCUACAUGUAUAUAUAUACAUGAGUGCAAGCAAAAAACCAUUACGUCCUCAGUAAUUGAAGUUAUACUGUCUAAGUGUAGUAAUAAGGUAAAUGUGUAGAGUUAGGUUUCGGUUUUGAGAUUGUGAACAGACUAGUUUUGGGGGAAAGAGAUACAGAGCUGCUUUACUGUCACUUUCAGAAAGUACUGAAGGACCUGUGCAUUAUUAUUGAUAUGAUGGGCAAUGUAGUCUUGUGACCAGCUUGAGUUGGGUAUUUUCCUUUUUAUUUGCAGUAUACCAGGCAUGGGCAAAUUUCGGGGCUCCAAGUGUUUUGGACUUCAACUUCCUAACAGCUGGCUGUUAGGAAUUGUGGGAGUUAAAGUCCAAAACACCCGAAGAGCCAAAGUUUGCCCAGGCUUGCUUUAGAUUCUGGUUGAGACUUAAUGGAGAUAACAGCUGGGACAACUCAGUUUGGAAGAUAUCUCUGGCACAUUCCAGUCUUUGGCUUGUGCCAACCUUUUAUCUUCCUGUUACAUUGUUUUUUAGAUUACUUUUCCUAUAAUUCUUAGCAAGAUGACCAUGCAUGCUAUCAGCUGUAGUCUUAACAAAUCUAGAUGGCGGAAGGCUGAUAUAGAUUAAUAGGGACGGCCUUGAUGUGAAUUCAUACUCAUUUACUGUGGGAAACAUCAAUGUAAUGUUAUUGUGAUUACAAUACCCAGAUAAAGGUUGCACAUCCCAGAAAUGAGUGCCCCCUUUUUUAACCUUUUCAGUUCUUCUGUGUUGAGCACUCUCUCAUGGCGACGUGAGCCACAUACAAAGUUCCUGUCAAUGGUCCCUUGAGAUUAUUCACAUCUGAACAUACCUUUGCUGGCAACACCACACAUACUCCAUGUAGAAUGUUUGUUGUGUGUUUCUUUAAGUAGCUGUGUAUUUGUAUACAUGUGUACCUAAUCCCUCUGUAGCUCUUUAUAUUCCGGUAUGGUGACUGCUUGAGGAGGUCAGGGAAAACUGACCGAAAAUCUGAGAAUGCUUUAACAUAUUCAUUUGGCAUAUAAGGUUCCACUCUAGAUACUCAACAUUAAUAAGUGCCUGUUCACGAAAGAGACAUAAUUGGUUUGAGUUUCCUUCAGAGUGAGUUACUAUCUAUAAGAGAGUUUCUAGUUAUUGAUUUUUUUUUAAGUCGAUAGCAACCGAGAGUAUUUUCAAGCAGAACUUGUUCAGACCCAGCAGGUGGCACUCUUGUAAUGCGGAAUUCGAAGAUGGUUGUCACUGACUUUUAAGUAUGUUGUUUUCAAUCUCCAUAAUUCUCCUCCUGUCUGUCUCCUCAUCUCAGGUAAUAUAUUUGAUAAGAGAAUGGUGCUUUGUGUCCUCAGGCCAUUUCCAGGUGGCAACGUCUAUUUUGAAAGGAAAUGCUCUUAAGUAUACUUCAUUCUCUACAAUCCAUUAGUCCUUCUUACUUCAUAUCAUCAAUGGAGAAUAGUGCCACAGAGGUCCACUGUAUUGCAUGCAACCCACAUAGAUGGCUUCUCAUAAUAAGCCCCGCAAUUCGGCUAAUGGAAAAUGAGAUGUGUGUUUCUCUAACAUGUCAUCUAUGCACAUUGUUAUAUACUAGGGUUCACAGCUAAGGAGUGUGGGCAGAGAAAUCAAAAAGAAUUUCCAGAGUGGCCUGCCUUCAUUCCUGAUCUGUCGCCCGUGUUGCUCUCUGCUAGUUUUUCUAAACUUUGUGAUGGUGACAGAUAAUCAAAAGGGGUUGGACAUCAAAAGGUCACACAAGGGGAAUUAAAGAUAGCUUGUCAGCCUUGGUUGGAUUGGAGUCAACAAAAUAGGAGUGUUCAGAGCCUUUUCUACUGUGUUUACACAACCUAUUUUUUUUGCACCAAGAAAAAAACAUGCAGCUGAAGCAAAGUUUCCUGUGUUGGGCUUUACUUGCAGGUAAGUCUGCCUUAUAUUGUAGCUCAGUUCUAUGAUCUCCUGAAAUUAUUCUGUUUCUCAGGAAAAAGGAAAACACGUGAACAUAAGUUGCACAUUUUAAUUAUUUCAUGGCUUACCCUCUAGCUGGGUAUCAGAAAGAGACAACAGUAUUUGAAAUCCAGUCUGACCACUAGAUAUCUGUCACAACUCCCCGGUAGCUUCUGCAAUUUCACUGGGCAUUGGCCAGCCACUUUCAAUAACAUCUUGGAACUCAUCAGUCCUUAUUUACUUCUUACUUGGCACAAAAAUCCAUUCUCUCAAUUAUUCUUGCUCAAAUAUUUCCAUAGUUUGGGGUGCAUUCAUGCAAAUCUGGAAUAUAUAGCAGCUCUGUUUAAAUGGUAGUAGGGACAAGGUUUUGACUGGCAGUCCCUUGAUAGCUGUCAAACUCUGUGUGUGUUCAAGGUACAGUACAAUUAUUCCCAAGCCUCAGGUUCCAUCUGCUGCAGCUUGAGUUUAGAAACAUAAUGCUGUGGGUUUUCUAAAGGAGUGCUCACUUUAAAGACGGGUAGGAUUGAUCUAAGACAUGCAGGUGAAGAAAAAUUGUAUCUCUUUCCUUUCUAUGCAUAAAAGCCAACUGGACUUCAGCUGAUGAAUCUUCAGCUCUAGUGAUGGGCAAUAUCUUCCACUGCACUUUCAGAAGCAGGCCAAUUUAUGAGGCACAGGCAGAUUGUGUGGCACACAGCUCUCAGAUUCAGUACUUUGAUUUUGCCUCCUAGCAUUUGCAUCCAGAGAUGACCACUGGGCUGCCUAAUAAUAGUCUUGAGGCUGGGUACUGACUUCUACAUUCACAUGCAUUGCACAUAUACAACAAAGAAAAAUAUUUUCACGAAACAUUAUCUGGUUGUUUUAUUAAAGUGAUUUUUUUCCGGGAAGGGAGGUGAAGUUUGCAGUUAAUUCCUUACCCUGUAGUUAUUUUUUGGAUGUGUUGCAAUAUUAAUUUGAAUUGUAUAGGAUAUGAAAGUUAGGAAAGGCACUGGCACUGUAAGGAAAACCAGAAUUUGGCAGUUCCUAAUUUUGUGCAGCUUUGUUGCAUCUAGUCUAACUUUAUUUGACUUUCUAAUGUCUCCAAUUGCUGUUUCUUUUACUUGACUAUGUUCCUAAUACUUACUGCUGGGGUAUUGUCAUACUGCUGGAAGAAAACUGUGCUAUUUCAGGCAGGGGAAGAAAGAACAGAAGGAUUUUUGUGUGUGCGUGCUAAAUGACAGGAUUUGUAUUUGUCUGUCUCCAUAAUAAUCAACUCUGUAGGGAGAUUGUGGUGGGCAGGAUACCUAUUAUAGUUAAUUUGAGUGUAUAGAGGUUGGGAGGAUGUAAGAAUGCCACAGCCUUGGAAAUCUUUAAUCACUCCAAGACUCCCAAGGCGACUGAAGUUGCUAUUUUGAACACAUUUCCUAAGGAGUAAGAUGUGUCAAAGGCAGGGUGGAGGAUAUGCCCUUGCGUGAAUAUGCAAAGGACCAUGCUGUAAAUUCUUUAUACUAUUUGUUUCAAAAGUUCAAAAAUUUUCAUUUUUAGGAGUAAUCUUUAAGAAAAUACUGUAUGAAAAUAUCACCUAUUGUGGGAACAAUUAAAAAAACAUACAAUUUGCUUAUUAACAAAAUGAUUAUUAUGACAAAGAUGUAUAGUUACUCAAAAUCUUGAAAGUAAAACCUUUUCUUAAAAUUCUCCAAAGAUUUCUAACUGAAGUGAUAAUAAUAGUCUGGACACCUUGGAAGACUAGUAGAAAUUCAGGACUGCUAUUUGCAAAACUUCAAAGUAAAAACCUGCUUGCAAACAUGGGGAAGGGUAAAAGUAAUUGAAGUUAGUUGGCUUUGGAUGCCUAAUUGUUUUUCAUGAUACCCAAACAGCAGAAGCUGGCACACUAGCUCCCUCCCCUAAAGCACAUGAUAAAGGAUCCAGGGUUUAUCUUUGGCUUGUUGGGAGGGAAGUAAGUCAGAGCGACAGAUUUCAGCCAGGUUUGAACAUAGGUCAGCAAAUAUUGGAGGGUAGGGCAUUAGCCUCCUAGGAGACCGUGAAGGGCUGUAGUCCCUCACAUUUGCCCCCCAGAGCAUUUUUUGAGCCAGGAGAGGCCUUUGGUAAAUAGGAGAUCAUCUGGGGACAGUUCCAGUUCCCCUUUUGCUUUAAAACAGGCCUCUUCUGAAUCUAAAAUGGCCCACAGACAAUCCAAAAUGGGAUAAAAAUAACCCCACAUCUCCUAGAUGCCAUUAUGAGUGCAAUUGAGGUAACACACAAAAUAAUUAUGUGAAGGCUCAUGCAGUCUUUCUAGCAGUAGUUUGGCUAUAUCUUUCUAUGCCACUGUGUCCCUGGCAGAUAUGCCUCAUUGCCUCUUCAGCACAGCAAUAUUGACUUGUUUUUCUUUUUCAUCCCUCUGUCCAAACAGCAUGAGUUCAUUUUUCUAACUGCUUGUGCUGAGACUGGUUGAGUGUAGCUUGCAUGUUUUCAUUUCUUUUUCUUUUCUAUGCAGAGAGGAGAGCAGAAGUAUAACAAAGAAGUAGGAGGAGAAUGCAAAAUCAUGGCUGGCGAGUAAUUCAAGGCUUGGGAUUGUGGUACAAUGUGGCUGGAGUGAAAGGCUGUGUAGUAAUACUCAGUAAAUGGGCAGAGGUCUGGGCUCUAAUGGGAAGGAGCAGCCUACCAGGCUGGGAGGAAGGUUGCUUGCUCUAGCCGCUCGGAGGCUGGCUGCUUCAAGGGAGUAAUUGGAGUAAUUAGCUCCCAGUGACUUCUCACAGGUGAAAAUCCUUUGGGGCAGCAAGCGGGUAAUUACUUCAGAAUGAUUAUCCAUGUCUGUAAACUCUGUGCCGGAGGUGCUUUAAGUUCAUCUGCUUUCUGUGGCACCAGAACAGCUGCUCUAAUACUUACAUCUGGACUCCCAAAUGAACUGGAUGCUAUUUCUGUAUUUUAUUUCAGUUGGAUGCAAAGAGGGGAAAGAAAGGGUGACUUCCUUACCACCCGUAUCCAUAUGAACCCAACCCCUUUUCAAAAGAUUACUUGUUGAAGACAUGCGUGCAUGCACAUUUAAUGUGGAAGGCAUGAUUCAUGAAUCAAUUUUCCUGGGGAAAUGUGUCAUCUCUGACCACUUUUCAUGGUUUGGUGUAUUUUUUUUUUGGGAAGCAGAGGUUCUAAUGCAUGUUUUGAAGUUAUCCAUAUCUUUAAAAAUAAAGUCAUUGAGUAUGUGACCCACACUUUA
Messenger RNA from Anolis carolinensis (green anole), 7955 nucleotides. It is a transcript of the gene vrtn, whose product is annotated as vertebrae development associated. The transcript is spliced from 2 exons. Gene Ontology annotation, cellular component: chromatin. The coding region runs from base 89 to 2374 and encodes 761 amino acids. Gene Ontology annotation, biological process: regulation of transcription by RNA polymerase II. Lineage: Eukaryota; Metazoa; Chordata; Lepidosauria; Squamata; Anolidae. The record is from RefSeq and is a predicted model, not a curated record.